Penicillium pulvis is the source of this 975-nucleotide messenger RNA. RefSeq lists its product as uncharacterized. Gene Ontology annotation, biological process: L-valine catabolic process. The transcript is spliced from 3 exons. Gene Ontology annotation, cellular component: mitochondrion. Bases 1 to 975 code for a protein of 324 amino acids. The record is from RefSeq and is a predicted model, not a curated record. NCBI's taxonomy places the organism in Eukaryota, Fungi, Ascomycota, Eurotiomycetes, Eurotiales, Aspergillaceae. Gene Ontology annotation, molecular function: 3-hydroxyisobutyrate dehydrogenase activity; NADP binding; NAD binding.
AUGUCUUCUGGUCAGCGUAUAAUAGCUUUCAUAGGCCUGGGUGUGAUGGGGUUCCCAAUGGCCAUCAACCUCCGCAAGAAUAUCGGACCCAGUGCGACUAUCCUGAUAUGUGAUGUGUCAGCGGACGCGGUCGCGAAUUUUCAAAGCCAAACAACUGAUCAAGGGCUUGUACAAGUGGUUGAAAAUGGCUUCGAGGCAGUCCAAAAAGCGGAUAUCGUGGUCACGAUGCUACCCAAUGGAUCUGCUGUAGAGAGUGUCUAUCUACACGCAGACACUGGGAUCUUAUCAGGCAUUCGGCACCGCAAUAUAAAGGCAACAAAGGAGCUGAUUAUCAUGGAAUGCGGUACGAUCGAGUCCGCUACCAUCCAGAAAGUGGCGCAGGUCACUGAAAGUCUCAAUAAAGACUUCCAGGGUGUGAAGUUCGUUGAUGCCCCGGUGUCAGGGGGUCCGAUGGGGGCCCAGGCAGGGACUCUUACCUUCAUGGUAGGCGGGGAGCCGGCCUCAUUCAAGGCGGCGAGGGAAAUACUCCAACAUAUGGGAAACCCAGAUGGAAUUUUCCAUUGCGGGGACGUCGGCGCUGGAACGGCAUUCAAGGUCAUCAACAACUAUCUGUCAGCAAUCACUAGCCUCGCGGCCAGCGAAGCCCUGAAUAUUGGUGCGAAGAUGAAGCUAGAUUUGAAGGCAUUGACGAAUGUCAUUAAUGUCAGCGGUGGUCAAUGCUGGGUCACAUCUAAAAGUAAUCCGGUGCCCGGCAUCCAUGCAGAUGCGCCCGCGAGCCGAGGAUAUGAAGGUGGGUUCCGCAUUGAAUUAUGCUCCAAGGUGUUACAGAUGGGCAGCGAUUUGGCGAACGCGGUGGGUGCGAGGACCAUUCUGGAUAAACCGACGUUAAAUGCGUUCAAGGAGGCGAGCAAUGAUCCUCGCUAUAAGGGAAAAGAUGCACGCGUGGUGUACAAGUGGCUGAAUGAGCAGUCCUAG